UGUGUUCAAUUGUUGUCAUGUUGAAAAUUGAGGUUUCAGAUUUGUGCAAGUUUAACUAAAAAGUUGAUUACAGAUAAAAUUGUUAUUACUGUUCCUGUAAAGAAAGCCACAUAAAAACUGUAGUCGGAAAAGUAGUUUUACGGUACAGAGAAGCUUAUUACAAUAAGCUCAUUCACUAUGAAUCCUAUUUCAAUGGACAGGGAUGAACCGUCGUCACUAACUUCUGUCUCAACAAAUCACCCCUUAGAACAAUUUAUAUUACUCGCGAAGGGGGCCAAAGGAUCAGCAUGUGCCGAACUUAUAAAACAAGUACUUGAAGCUCCAGGGGUGCAUGUAUUUGGUGAACUACUUGAAAUGCCUAACAUACAAGAGUUAGAAACAGGACAAUAUGCCACACAUUUUAAAACGCUCAACUUAUUUGCAUAUGGCACAUACAAAGACUAUCUGGAGAACAAGUCUGAUUACCUAGAACUCACUCAAGUACAGUGUAAGAAGCUACAGCAUCUGACCAUAGCAACUCUGGCAACACAGGAGAAAUGUAUUCCAUAUAGUGUGUUACUCAAAGAAUUGGAUAUUAAAAAUGUUAGAGAUUUAGAAGAUCUGAUCAUUGAAGCAAUAUAUGCAGAUAUAAUCCAUGGCAAAUUAGACCAAGAAUGCAAACGCGUAGAAGUAGACGUAGCCCUAGGCCGCGAUGCAAGAUUAGAAGAUGCAGCGGCCAUAGCAGAUGUCUUGGCUGACUGGUGCAACGCUUGCGAAGCUGUGCUCAGCUCGGUGGACAGACACAUCCAGCGUGCCAACCACAGAAAACAGUGUGCCAUUAGACACCAACAAGCUAUUGACCAGGAGAUAUUGUACAUAAAGAAGAGUCAAAAAACACAAGGAGAAAACGAAGAGUCAGCUUCUGCCGGUGGAAGCGAAUCCCGUUCAGCUCCCAAGAAGAACUCCAGCAAAGGAAAGGGAGCGCGCGGGAUUUUCUGGCAGAAAACCACAUAAUCCUGUAUAUCUUGUCAUAUAUUAAUAAUAAAUAUUUAGGUACUACCCUCGAAAAUAUGUACUUACU
Messenger RNA from Pararge aegeria (speckled wood butterfly), 1060 nucleotides. RefSeq names its product COP9 signalosome complex subunit 7b (gene CSN7). The transcript is spliced from 4 exons. NCBI's taxonomy places the organism in Eukaryota, Metazoa, Arthropoda, Insecta, Lepidoptera, Nymphalidae. The record is from RefSeq and is a predicted model, not a curated record. The coding region runs from base 178 to 993 and encodes 271 amino acids. Gene Ontology annotation, biological process: COP9 signalosome assembly. Gene Ontology annotation, cellular component: COP9 signalosome.